GAGAAACUGAAGUGAAAAAGACGUGACUGAAAAAGAAAUCAAGGAACGAUUUGAAGAAACAGAUUCAUUUCCUAACAAAUCAAGUUUGAAUUAAAUGGCUGAUAAACAAAUCAGUUUACCUGCUAAGCUGAUCAAUGGAGGGAUAGCUGGGCUCAUCGGGGUCACCUGUGUAUUUCCCAUUGACCUAGCAAAAACUCGUCUGCAGAACCAGCAGAAUGGCCAGCGGAUGUACACCAGCAUGUCUGACUGCCUCAUUAAAACAAUUCGGUCGGAAGGCUACUUUGGCAUGUACAGAGGGGCUGCAGUGAACCUGACUCUAGUGACACCAGAAAAGGCUAUCAAACUGGCAGCCAAUGACUUCUUCCGGCAUCACCUCUCCAAAGAUGGGAAAAAGCUGACGCUGCUGAGGGAGAUGCUGGCAGGCUGCGGUGCGGGUACCUGCCAGGUGAUUGUCACCACUCCCAUGGAGAUGCUCAAAAUCCAGCUGCAGGAUGCAGGGCGAAUUGCGGCGCAGAAGAAGCUGAUGGCAGCACAGGCCCAGCUCUCCUCUUCCUCUGGGGCGGGGGCGGCCGAGCCGGCGGUGGAAAGGCGCCCCACAGCAACACAGAUAACGAGGGAGCUGCUGCGGAGCAAAGGCAUCGCGGGACUCUACAAGGGCCUGGGAGCCACGCUGCUAAGGGUGCAGGAGGGGAGCUCUGCUGACGGAGCUGCCUCCAGCUCAGAUGAGGUUUCCUUCUGCCUGAGCAAUACCUUUGGCCGCAGCAGUACUCCUGGGAAUGGGUUUGUUUUCCCCUGUUUUGCUGACAAAUACAACAGCAGUCUGGUUUUGGUGAUCUCAUUUUGGCUGUUUCAGAGACAACACUCUCAGGGUGGCUCUCACCUGCUGAAGAGCAUGCUGCAUUCCCAGUGCUCACCACUGUCUCUCUUCUCUUUCUCUCCAGUGAUCAAAACGCGGCUGCAGUCCUUGCAGAGAGGAGUGAACGAGGACACCUACUCAGGGAUCCUGGACUGCACCAAGAAGAUCUGGCAGAAGGAAGGUCCCAUGGCCUUCCUGAAAGGGGCGUACUGCCGAGCCCUGGUCAUCGCUCCUCUCUUCGGCAUCGCACAAGUCGUCUACUUCCUCGGCAUCGCAGAGUUCCUGCUGGACAUGCUCCCUAAGCACCGUGCCUAGCCGUGUGCCCUCCUGCCCACUGCAGCGCUGAAUUUAUCCCCGUGUUCAUCAUCAGUGUCGAUUGAUGUCAGAGCAACAGCACAAAGGGUUCGCGCGGGGAUGCCGAGGGGACGU
Messenger RNA from Athene cunicularia (burrowing owl), 1285 nucleotides. It is a transcript of the gene SLC25A22, whose product is annotated as solute carrier family 25 member 22. The record is from RefSeq and is a predicted model, not a curated record. The transcript is spliced from 9 exons. Gene Ontology annotation, biological process: L-glutamate transmembrane transport; aspartate transmembrane transport; malate-aspartate shuttle. NCBI's taxonomy places the organism in Eukaryota, Metazoa, Chordata, Aves, Strigiformes, Strigidae. Bases 95 to 1171 code for a protein of 358 amino acids. Gene Ontology annotation, molecular function: L-aspartate transmembrane transporter activity; L-glutamate transmembrane transporter activity.